This is a messenger RNA of Lodderomyces theae, 1251 nucleotides long. RefSeq names its product tyrosine--tRNA ligase (gene TYS1). Gene Ontology annotation, biological process: tyrosyl-tRNA aminoacylation. The coding region runs from base 1 to 1251 and encodes 416 amino acids. Gene Ontology annotation, molecular function: tyrosine-tRNA ligase activity; ATP binding. The transcript has a single exon. The record is from RefSeq and is a predicted model, not a curated record. Lineage: Eukaryota; Fungi; Ascomycota; Pichiomycetes; Serinales; Debaryomycetaceae.
AUGUCCAGUAUUACAGACCCAGAGGCUCAAUACGAGCUAAUCACCAGAGACUUACAGGAAGUCUUGAACGCUCAAAUCAUCAAAGAUGUCUUGGAGAAGGAAAAGAGACCAUUGAAAAUCUACUGGGGCACUGCUCCAACUGGAAAACCUCAUUGUGGAUAUUUUGUUCCCAUGGUGAAACUAGCUCAUUUCUUGAAAGCCGGGUGUGAAGUCAAAGUCUUGUUGGCUGAUUUACAUGCAUUUUUGGACAACAUGAAGGCUCCAUUGGAGGUUGUACAAUACCGUGCAAAGUACUAUGAGUGGGUAAUCAAAGCCAUUUUGAGAUCAAUCAAUGUCCCUAUUGAAAAAUUGACUUUUGUCACGGGAUCUUCUUAUCAAAAGGACGGCUCUUAUAUCAUGGAUCUUUUCAAAUUGUCCAAUGUCGUAUCUCAAAAUGAUGCAAAACGUGCGGGUGCCGACGUUGUUAAACAAGUUGCAAACCCCUUAUUGUCCGGUUUGAUCUACCCCUUGAUGCAAGCUAUCGAUGAAGAGCACUUGGACGUCGAUGCUCAGUUUGGAGGUGUUGAUCAAAGGAAGAUCUUUGUUUUGGCUGAAGAAAACUUACCAAGCAUAGGGUACAAAAAGAGAGCUCAUUUGAUGAAUCCUAUGGUGCCUGGAUUGGGACAGGGUGGUAAGAUGAGUGCUUCUGAUCCAAAUUCCAAAAUAGACGUUUUGGAGGAACCUAAAGUGGUGAAGAAAAAGGUCAACAGUGCCUAUUGUGCGCCAGGUGAGACCAAGGAUAAUGGACUUAUAGCAUUUGUUGAAUACGUUAUACAACCCAUCCAUGAAUUGAAGAGUGGGGUGAGAGGGUCUUUUGAACUUACCAUUGAUAGACCUGAAAAGUAUGGAGGACCAAUACAAUACGACUCAGUUGAGCAAUUGAAGAAUGACUACACCGAAGGAAAAUUGUCACCUCCAGAUUUGAAAAUCGGUGUUGCAGAUAGAAUCAAUGAGUUGCUUGUUCCAAUCAGGGAGGAGUUUGAGAAGAACGAAGAGUUUCAAUUGGCACAAAAGAAUGGGUACCCAGUUGAACAACCAAAGCAAGAAAAGAAGGUGAAGAAACCAAAGAACAAAGGUACAAAAUACCCAGGAGGAGUUGGAGGAGGAAAUCAAACUGGCAAUGCAGAUGCAAAACUAGAAGCUAAUGCUGCAGCAGCAUCUGUCAGUGUUGAGGAAGCUGUAGAGAAGUUGGAAAAUGCAAAAAUAGAAUAG